This is a messenger RNA of Empidonax traillii (willow flycatcher), 1775 nucleotides long. RefSeq names its product 3 beta-hydroxysteroid dehydrogenase type 7-like. NCBI's taxonomy places the organism in Eukaryota, Metazoa, Chordata, Aves, Passeriformes, Tyrannidae. Gene Ontology annotation, molecular function: 3-beta-hydroxy-Delta5-steroid dehydrogenase (NAD+) activity. The transcript is spliced from 6 exons. The record is from RefSeq and is a predicted model, not a curated record. Gene Ontology annotation, biological process: steroid biosynthetic process. The coding region runs from base 94 to 1209 and encodes 371 amino acids.
UCAGAAAACACACUGUCUGAGAGCUCAGCAGUGCACAGCAGGAUCCAUCAGCCACCUUCAAUCUCAGAAACAUCUUCAGAAACAUCUUCAGAAAUGGAUGGGACCUGGGUCUACCUGGUGACAGGAGGAUGUGGCUUUAUUGGGGAGAAGAUCGUAGAGCUCCUGUCUCAACAAGACUACAUCAAAGAAGUCAGAGUUUUUGACUCAGUAGUGAAAGGAGAAGUAGAAAAUCUCACCACAGGCACCACUCGUGUGACAGUGGUGAAAGGCGACGUUCGGGACUACGGGGAGCUCGAGGCUGCCCUGCGGGGCGUGCACGUGGUGAUCCACACGGCUGCCCUGGUGGACUACAGAGGCACGGUGCCCUUCUGGGAAAUGAGAGCUGUCAACGUGGGGGGUACUGAGAACGUGCUGAGGGCCUGCCGUGUCCUGAGCGUUCCAUACGUUGUCCACACGAGCUCCGUCGCUGCGGUGGGACCCAACACCUCGUGUGAGCCCAUGCUCAGAGGGAAUGAGGACACUGAGUACAGUGGGGAAGUGGAGCUGCCUUAUGGGAAGACAAAAGCCAUGGCAGAAAAACUCGUACUUGAAGCCAAUGGAAAAAAGCUGAGCUGUGGUGGUGAACUCACCACGUGCGUCAUCCGUGCAAACACCGUGUAUGGGGAGAAGGCCACGUUUCUGCAGGAGCUCUACUGGGGGGCCAAGGCCAGGGGUGGUGUCCUGAACUACCUGGAGCCAGAGGACUCGGAGGGGAACCACACCUACGUGGGGAACGUUGCAUGGAUGCACGUCCUUGCAGCAAGGAACCUGCAGCUGAAACCAGGCUUACUGGCAGGACAAGUGUACUACUGCUAUGAUGACACUCCAACCAGGAAGGGUUUCCUGGUCAGGCACCAGCUGCUGUCCACUGCAGACCCCUCGGUGAGACUGGGCUCACACAUCCCCUACUGGAAGAUGUGGUUAAUGAUACAACUGCACAGGAUAAUCAGGGCCAUCUUGUUGCCCUUCUGGGAGCCACAGCCCUUCCUGAACCUGCCCUUGCUGAACACAAUCGUCACCACUUUCUCCUACGAGACAGACAAAGCCUCCAGGCAUUUUGGGUACAGACCCCUGUUCACCUGGGACCAGAGCAGGCUCAGAACUGCCCAGUGGCUGAAAGAAGCUGUGGGGAACCUGCAACACCCCAAGUUUCACGGGAAGAAGAACUGAACACCACUUGUGGGGGGAGGAGACCACUUGUCACGCCAAGAGGUUCCAAUCCCAGCUUCACAGCACACACAGAUCUCUGGCAGGACCUUUGCAAACACAGAAAUGCUGGGGCAGAGGCAGAGAAGGAGCAGAACUCUGAGGCUGCAAAUGCGUAUUACACUUGUCAUGCCAAAAUCUCAGCUCUUUUGUGUGCUGGGGAACACCAGGGUGCAUUUGAAAGCUUCCUCUUGCAGCCACGUGGGGCUUGCUGGCCUCAGUCCCUCCCACAGACCACCACGGCAUGGGGUCACCACUGGGAACAGGACAGACAGGCUCAGAUGAGAGAGGAUGCCCCAAAAAACACCUUUUUUGGUUAAAUUAGACAACCAGUUUUGUUCCACAGCCUAAGGAGCCAUGGCCUCAGACAACUGCCUCAUACACUAAAGGGUAUUCUUUUGUAUAAAAAGCAUACUUUUUUCUUGUAUGAAAAGUGAUACUUUUUAAGAAGGCAAGGAAAACCCAGCAAGUUCUUGCUCUGUUUUAGGCUUUAAUAAAGAGGAAAAAAAAAAAAAAUCUCUUUUCCAGAA